Molecule: messenger RNA, 1467 nt
Organism: Stegastes partitus (bicolor damselfish)
Lineage: Eukaryota; Metazoa; Chordata; Actinopteri; Pomacentridae
Gene: mmp20b
Product: matrix metallopeptidase 20b (enamelysin)
Exons: 10
Coding region: 1-1467 (488 amino acids)
Biological process (GO): collagen catabolic process; extracellular matrix organization; proteolysis
Cellular component (GO): extracellular matrix
Molecular function (GO): zinc ion binding; metalloendopeptidase activity
Source: RefSeq, a predicted model, not a curated record
AUGCAUGUCAUGCUGCUCUCUUUCUGUGUCCUGGUCUUGCUUAUGCCCGGUCCAUGUUUUACGGCACCCACAUUUAUUCCGGAGGAAGAGAGCACUCCUUCACCAGAACCACAGGUUGACUUGAAGCUGGCCACAGACUAUCUUCAGCAGUACUACAACCUGCAAAAAGAUCCUUCAGGGCGCAUUAAACGGAGCGGGCCCUCCUUUAUCUCCAAGGUGAAAGACAUGCAGAUUUUCUUUGGGCUCAAUGCAACUGGUGUCUUAGACUCUGAUACCCUGGAGGUCAUGGGGAACCCUCGAUGUGGUGUUCCAGAUGUGGAGGAGUACAGUCACAUCCAGGGGACACGGUGGAAUAAGAAUGUCAUCACCUACAGCAUUGGCAGGUACACCAGAGAUUUGCCUCGCAGGACUGUGGACUCUUUGAUUGAGUCAGCAUUCAGCGUUUGGGCCAGAGCCAGCGGUCUGACGUUUGUCAGGUCACACACCCGCAGCGCUGACAUCAUUGUGGAAUUUGUUACUCACGAUCAUGGUGAUUUGUAUCCAUUUGAUGGACCCAGAGGCACACUGGCUCAUGCUUUCGGUCCAGGGUUAGGUGUCGGAGGGGACACGCACUUUGAUGACGAUGAACGCUGGACGGCGGGAGAAACAGGUUUUAAUCUGUUUGUGGUAGCAGCUCAUGAGUUUGGCCAUGCUUUGGGCCUUAAGCAUUCCAGAAACCCAGGAUCACUGAUGUACCCAACCUACACGUCCUUACAUCCUGCCAACCUGUUAUCCAGAGAAGAUGUAGCUAAUAUCAACGCACUUUACAGUCCUGUCAGAAGUCAUCCAAAUUACACUUUCAGGGGCUCUCAGUUUAACCCCUGGCUGUCCGGCUCACUGUUCCCCCGACACAUGCAGGACAAAUGUGCUCCAGACAUGACCUUUGACGCAGUGUCUACUCUUGGAGAUGCCACCUUCUUUUUCAGAGACAGAUAUCUCUGGAUCAAGCAUAAUGCACAAUAUGGUAUCAAAGAAGGUCCCAUCUCCAACUUUAUGCCUAAGGUUGAAACCAGCAUCAGCGCUGCCUUCUGGGUACCUCGCAGAUCCACCGCUUACCUUAUUCAUGAAUCCAUGUUCUGGACAGUGAAAGGCUCUCUGGUGAAGGGAAAGCCCAGAGCACUCAGUCACUUUGGAUUUCCAGCCUGGGUUCAAGAUGUGGAUGCAGCAGUGCACAUAGCAAAAACAGGACGCACCCUCUUCUUUAUGCAUGACAUUUACUGGAGUUACAAUGAAAACCGAAAGGUGAUGGAUUUCGGUUACCCAAAGUACAUCAGCGAGGGAUUUCCCGGAGUCAAUACCACAUUAAACGCAGCUAUUCAUAAAGAGGGUUUCAUCUACUUCUUUGUCGGACCACAAGUCUACAAAUACGACUACACACAGAAAUAUGUUGUUGGAGUUGAGACAGCAAAUUCCUGGCUUGGCUGUUGA